GCAUUUUUCUCAUUAUUUGCAGACCAAAAUGGAAGGCAAAACAGUCAUUAUCACAGGCGCCAACAGUGGCAUAGGCAAGGAGACAGCACGCGAAUUGGCCAAACGGGGAGCGCGCAUCAUCAUGGCCUGCCGCAAUUUGGAGACAGCCAAUGCUGCUAAAGAGGAAAUUGGCAAAGAGACGGGCAACAACAAAUUGAUUGUGAAGAAACUAGAUCUGGGCUCACAGAAGUCGGUGCGGGAAUUCGCUGCCGAUAUCGUAAAAAAUGAACCGAAAAUAGAUGUGUUAAUUCACAACGCUGGCAUGGCGUUGGCCUUCCGCGGACAAACUAGCGAAGAUGGUGUUGAGCUGACCAUGGCCACCAAUCAUUAUGGUCCAUUUUUGCUUACCCAUUUGCUAAUUGAUGUUUUGAAACGCAGCGCGCCAUCGCGGAUUGUUAUUGUUGCUUCCGAACUGUAUCGCUUUGCUUCGGUGAAUUUGGACAAACUCAACCCGAUUGGUACGUUCCCAGCUGCCUAUCUGUACUAUGUGUCUAAGUUCGCCAACAUUUAUUUCGCACGCGAAUUGGCUAAACGCUUGGAGGGUAGUGGAGUGACGGUGAACUUCUUGCACCCCGGCAUGAUUGAUUCGGGCAUCUGGCGCAACGUGCCGUUCCCCCUCAACCUGCCCAUGAUGGCUAUAACGAAGGGAUUUUUCAAGACACCCAAAGCAGGCGCACAGACUACUAUUUAUUUAGCCACCUCGGAGGAAGUGGCUAAUGUGUCGGGCAAGUAUUUCAUGGACUGUAAGGAGUCGACAUUAAGUGCAGCGGCUAUGGACGAGGAUAAGGGCCGCAAAUUGUGGGAAGAAUCAUUGAAAAUUGUCAAAUUGACACCGCAAGAUCCAAAAAUCUAAAAACAUUUAACAAAGACUAGCUUCGCUGAAGUGCCUACUUCACAGUCUUUAGUGAGAAUAAUAAAAGUUUUUAUAUGAAAAUUUUACUCGUAAUUUAAGUUUUAUAGUGUGCAAUAUGCAAUUUUGAUGGAAUAAGGAAAUAAAAGUGAAAUUAUCAUUGUUUUGAUA
Molecule: messenger RNA, 1060 nt
Organism: Rhagoletis pomonella (apple maggot)
Lineage: Eukaryota; Metazoa; Arthropoda; Insecta; Diptera; Tephritidae
Product: retinol dehydrogenase 14
Exons: 3
Coding region: 29-892 (287 amino acids)
Source: RefSeq, a predicted model, not a curated record